GUGUCCAUGGAGAGAGGCUGAGGCGUCCGAAGCUCCGGCCCAAGGCACCAGGGCGCCGGGACGGCGAGGAUGUCGGCGUCGUUAGUCCGAGCCACUGUCCGUGCUGUGAGCAAGAGGAAGCUGCAAGCCACCCGGGCCGCCCUCACCCUGACACCUUCAGCAGUAAACAAGAUAAAACAGCUUCUUAAAGAUAAGCCUGAACAUGUAGGUGUGAAAGUUGGUGUCCGAACCAGGGGUUGUAAUGGCCUUUCUUAUACUCUAGAAUAUACGAAGACAAAAGGAGAUUCUGAUGAAGAAGUUGUUCAAGAUGGAGUCAGAGUGUUCAUCGAAAAGAAAGCACAGCUAACACUUCUGGGGACAGAAAUGGACUAUGUUGAGGACAAAUUAUCCAGUGAGUUUGUGUUCAAUAACCCCAACAUCAAAGGAACAUGUGGCUGUGGAGAAAGCUUUAACAUUUGACUCCUCGGGACUGCUCUGGCCAUGAGCUCCAGGACAGCUGAGGAAGCCCUGGCUCACUGAAGACAUCAAGUGACUCACAUGUGCUUAAGGUUGAUAAUGCAUGGCUGCCUUAUGUGGAAAAUAAACUGAUGCAUUUUGAAAAUGAAGUCAGUGUGUUAGAUUUCAGAAGUUACAUGUGUCUUCUUUUUAGGGGACAGAAUGUUAGAAGCCAUCACUUUCUUUGGGCCAUUUUUCUGAUCUGUAAAGAAAAAAACCCUACCCUACUCUUAAUUCUCUUGCAUCCUUUCUGUUAGAACCAGUUUUACAGAAGGUGCCUGCCUGGGAGGAUUUCAGUAAACACAUUCUUAAUAGGUGUGCACUCUUCAGAUUUCUGUUGAACCUCCAAUGUGCAUAUCCAGGCCAGAUUGAUGGUUCUUGAAAUUCAGAGAAAGUCCUGACCACUGGGUUUACAUGGUGGUGCAUUUUUCUAACCAAACUUGGCACGGCCUUUCCACAUUUUUUCCAAAAUUUCAUUGUCAGAUGCCUCAUUUGCUUACCUUUUAGCAGCAUCAGCCAUUAGAUGAAAGUGUCAAAGAUAUCCUUGAACCACAGUGCAGAAUAGUUUUGAGUGAUAAUAUCAAAAGAUACUUUGCCCACCAUUUUUCAUUCAUUUCUUUUGCCACUCUAAAUGUCUGCUCAAGGUGGGAUCUCAGACUUUAGACCCUUUUAUUUGAAAGGUCUCUUACCAUCUAGCGCACCCUCUCAAUUCUAUACCUGAGGAAGCAAAACCGCAGGGAAGGAGAAGGGCUGUGUCCACCCGCACACUGCAGGGGACCAUUCACAUGUCCCCUUCUGUGUAGGUGACACGCCAGCCUGGCGCUCUGAGACAGGCAGCGAAGGUAAAUGGGUGGUCUGGCUUCUCUAGCUGAUUGACAUUUUGAUAAGAUUUCUAUGUAAUUUCUAUUUUGAGUGAGAAAAAUCUUAUUUUUAAACCCCUUUAUGUGAAUGUCCAUGUUGCUGCUUUUGAAGUAUGAAGCAAUGGUUUGUACAGCAGGGAAGACAUUGCAGCAACCCAGAAACGCUUUCGGAAUGAAGUAGUGUUUGCGAAGCAGAACACGGGUCUCCUAGAGUUCCCAGUGUACGUACACUUCCUGGAUCCUAAGUCUAAUCUAAUAUUUUAACCUAACAUUUUUAUCACCAAUUUUUCUUUUUAACAGUGUUCCUUUUGUAAUUUAAUUCUUUAUUUUCCUGGGUUUGAGAUAUUAAGUGUUUUUAUGAGAUGCCAUUUGCUUUUUUUGAAAGCCGAGUCUUAUGAAUUGAAGUAGCUGAGUUCUUGAUAUUUGUCAUAUUUACUAAAGUACUUGUCACAAAGUGCACCAAAACCUAUAGCAGUAGCUUUAUGCUCAUGAGUUUGUAUUAAUAUAAUUGUCAACCCACUUAUAAGUUGUGCAAUACUGAAUGUAUGUAGUGAUUGAGUUGUCAAUAAAUUAAAAAAAGUGGCCUCUUUGUGAUCAUGAAA
This is a messenger RNA of Miniopterus natalensis, 1957 nucleotides long. RefSeq names its product iron-sulfur cluster assembly 1 (gene ISCA1). The record is from RefSeq and is a predicted model, not a curated record. Gene Ontology annotation, molecular function: 2 iron, 2 sulfur cluster binding. Lineage: Eukaryota; Metazoa; Chordata; Mammalia; Chiroptera; Miniopteridae. Gene Ontology annotation, cellular component: mitochondrion; cytoplasm. Gene Ontology annotation, biological process: iron-sulfur cluster assembly.